Messenger RNA from Williopsis jadinii, 696 nucleotides. RefSeq names its product mitochondrial 37S ribosomal bS1m domain-containing protein (gene MRP51). The transcript has a single exon. The record is from RefSeq and is a predicted model, not a curated record. Gene Ontology annotation, biological process: mitochondrial translational initiation. The annotation marks the transcript as partial. Gene Ontology annotation, cellular component: mitochondrial small ribosomal subunit. Lineage: Eukaryota; Fungi; Ascomycota; Saccharomycetes; Phaffomycetales; Wickerhamomycetaceae. Gene Ontology annotation, molecular function: structural constituent of ribosome.
AAGCUUUUCAAGUCGAGCCGUUUCGCCUCGUUGGCUAAACCGUUGUCCAAGUCUCGUGGUGCGCUUUUCCCAACUCAUCAAGUUGUUGAGACGAGAGACGCUGCCUUGUCAAGACAGGAAUGGGGUCUUAAGUAUGCCUUACCUCAGAAGUUGAAGUCCCGUUAUAUCGUCUUGAACGACUUCGACAGUCUCGAGCGUAUUGUGGACUUCGAGGCCGGUGGAGGCGACCACUACAGAAGGCUGAGAUUCCAAGAGCUCGGCAUCGUACCAGAGAGAGACACCAAGGACUCCCAGUUCACGUCAAAGCCAAACCCUCUGUUCCAAGAUUCCAACAUCUCAGCCUCUAAGAAGAUUGAGACCGUGCUGGAGGUGAGACCGGACUGUAAGAAGAAGAAGCUGGACUCGGUCAUCAUCGAACUGGAAGAGUUGAGACCUGAAUUCAAAGAAUACGUGUUGAAGAACCAUCCAAAGGAGCUCAAGGAGAAGGGACUCACUGGAGAUAGAUUCCAAGACGUGGCUGCUGCGUUCCUGAAAGAGCACAGACUGAAGACGGACACCAACAAGAUUGCAAGUUUGAAGAGAAAGGAUGAUUUCAAGUUUGCAGGAACCGGUGGGCUGAGUUAUGCCUUGAAAGGACGUCUUAGAACGACGCCUAACGGUGUUGUUCACCGUGAAGCUGCGCCAGCUAGAUACGUU